GCAGAGCAGGCGCAGCUCCGUACAGAACAGCGAAACACACAACAGUCACCCGAAGCAAACGGUUCGAGACGUGUUCGUUCAAGAUCAGAGCGUUGACUUAACGGUGCGUCGCUGAUUAAAUAUGUACAUGCAUAUGUAUACAUGUGUGUGCAAGUGCAAGUGAGAUGGCAGCUAGCAAGACCAGAGAGACCAGAAAUCCCAAAGAGCGCGAGCAAUGAAGCGUUUUUAGACACCCGUCGCUGCUGCAUAUAUUUACACAACAAUUGCAAUUAGAAAUUUAUAUAAAUUAAAAAGUAUUAAACGAAAGAAAAAUCUGUCAUCCCAGUGAAGCAAAACAAAACAAGUGAUUGGAAUAAAUUUGCAAAUAAAGUGGAAUCGAAUCGGAAAAAAGCCAAGUGUUCGCGGAGCAACGAAGAUCCAAAACAAAAAGAGAAUUGGAAGGUAGACGCUCCCCACUUGGACUCAGUGCCGCGUAAGAGAUUGCUCGGAGCAGGCUUCGUUCGGAGUAAGAGUCGCGAACAAUAAUAAUAGACCAAAACAACAACCACUACCGUCUCGGAAUUGGAGCUAGAAGAACAAUAUGACAUCACGUCUGCGUCACUGUGCCCGUCUGGGCAUCAUCUUGCUGGGGAUCUGUUCCAUUGCCGGCGGCAUUUAUCUAUUUCGCAAUUGGAUCGAGAUGUUUACACGCAUGCGCGGCAAGGAAAUGGCGCUCAGUCCCACAUCACGUUCCUUCGAGGGCUGGAAGGUCUCACCACUGCCACUGAAUUUUGACGUUUACAUUUUUAAUUGGACAAAUCCGGAGGACUUUUAUGUGGGUUCCAGCAAGAAGCCAAACUUCCAGCAACUGGGACCCUACCGGUUUCGGGAGCAGCCCGACAAAGUGAACAUUGAGUGGCACAAUCAAAAUGCUUCCGUUUCGUUUCGCAAGAAAUCUGUCUUCUACUUUGAUGCCGCUGGCAGCACCGGCAGCCUCACGGAUGUCAUCACCCAAGUGAAUUCCGUGGCCCAUGCAGCGGCUAGACGUGCAGCCGACUCCUGGCUGGGCAGAGUCAGCGUCAAUAUGGCCAUCAGAAUGUAUGACCAACGCCUCACCAUAACACGAUCAGCCGAUGAGUGGCUCUUCAAGGGUUUCGAGCACCCGUUCAUCAGUUUGGGCAAGCUGCUACGACCGGAGGAUGUGCCAUAUACUCGGAUUGGUUAUCAGUAUCCCAGGAAUGGCAGCUCCGAGUUCGAUGGCGAUAUAAACAUGUUCACGGGCGCCGACGACAUCUCGAAGAUGGGACAAAUCUACACGUGGAAUAAUCUAACGCAUACGGGCGCCUUUCCCGGCGUCUGUGGUCAAGUCAGGGGCUCAAUGGGCGAGUUCUUUCCACCCAAUUUGAGCACCAACGACACCGUGUACAUGUACAUGCCGAAAAUGUGUCGAGCCGUGCCCUUGGACUACACGGAAACGGUGACAGUGCAUGGCAUAACCGCCUACAAGUACAGCGGCACACAGCGUGCCGUGGACAAUGGCACCCUCUAUCCGGACACGAGUUGCUAUUGCGUCGGCGGCACGUGCCUGCCCGUUGGCGUCAUCGAUGUUGGACCCUGUGCCUUCAAUGCCUCGGUUUAUAUGUCAUUUCCACACUUCUACAAUGGCGAUCCCAGCUAUGUGGAGGCGGUGGAGGGCCUGAAGCCCGAGCGGGAGAAGCACGAGUUCUUCAUGACGCUGGAGCCGAAUGCCGGUGUGCCCAUGGAUGUGGGCGGUGGCUUCCAGGCCAACUACUACAUGGAACCCGUCAAGGGCAUAGAUCUCUACGAUAAAGUGCCGAGCGUUAUGCUGCCCAUGAUGUGGUGCGAGGAGCGGGUGCGCGUGUCGGAGGAGAUUGCCGCCGAUAUAGCGCUGGUGCCGCUCAUUGUCCUGCUCGGACAGAUUGUCACUGGCAUACUGCUCGCGGGCGGUCUCAUCUGCACCUGCUGGUACCCCACGCGACAGGUGACGCACUUCUGCCAGGGUGAUCCCAAGGCCAAGGCGAGUGUCCUGCGACCGCUGACCACAUUUGGUGUGAAUACAGCGCCCGCCACUGGGCCCGUGUCGCAGUUGUUCCGCCACAACACGAGUGCUGGCGGCAACGAGCGUGUCGGAGUCCGUCUGCUGGACUACAGACGUGACUCAGGGCUGCAGGAGCAGCAGGCGGGGAACCGCAACAACAGCGAGAACUCUCCGAGGGAGCGACUGAUCAGUGAAUCGUCGCCCGAUGUGAUAGUUAGAUAAUACAUCGUUUCGGCUCACGCAUUCCCGGCGUUGCCCACGCCACCAUCAAGCAUUAAGCAUGAUCUGAGACUCAUUUUCAUUAUCGUAUCCCUAGCUUAGUAGAGUUAUAAAACUGAAUGAUACAGCCAUUUUGCCUUAGCCAAGCCACGUCGCCUGGCCUCUAUAUCCUCUCACCUUCUUUCGCAUCACAUUACAUUAAAUCCCAUUCGCAUUAGGAGUUCCCUCAACAUAUCUGUGCAUACGGCCGGACAGCGCGAGAGAGAGAUUAAUAAGAUUAUUUAUUUUAGUGCCAAAAAGAAAAAGAGAGAAGCAGAGAACCCAAACAAAAGUCAUUAACUAUUUUAGUAGGUUAAAAACUAAACUAAAUUAAAAUGUAAAUACAGUCCCCCGAUCAUCACCCAUGGCCCCCAAUUUGUUGGAAGUUGA
Drosophila subobscura is the source of this 2686-nucleotide messenger RNA. RefSeq names its product protein peste. Gene Ontology annotation, molecular function: scavenger receptor activity. Gene Ontology annotation, cellular component: membrane; cytoplasm. Bases 581 to 2260 code for a protein of 559 amino acids. The record is from RefSeq and is a predicted model, not a curated record. The transcript is spliced from 5 exons. NCBI's taxonomy places the organism in Eukaryota, Metazoa, Arthropoda, Insecta, Diptera, Drosophilidae.